Molecule: messenger RNA, 264 nt
Organism: Acanthoscelides obtectus
Lineage: Eukaryota; Metazoa; Arthropoda; Insecta; Coleoptera; Chrysomelidae
Source: the annotation of a GenBank genome assembly
AUGGGUUUACGAAUACUCAUUGUGGACGGAAACGACAACGUGGCGCACAGGAUUGAAGAGUUGAUUGUAUUUAGUCCAGAUAUUCUGACUGAAGCUUAUCUGCAGUCUUUUCCCGAAAAGGUUUACAAAGCUCGUAGCUCCAACGGGGUGGUGGAAGAAACCUACUGUCUAAUUCACUCCCAACCCUCCACCCUUGGUGCUACCAAGGAUCAGCAGCAGAGCGGGGCUGCGUGGUGGUCUCCUCGCGCCGCCGCCGUAUCCUAA